CUCUAAUUUUCCCAUCACCUUCUCGUUUUCCUUUUCUCAGACUCAAACUAUUGCACCUUUGAUGAACACCACCCUUUAUUUCUAUUUCAUUUUCCUUUAGCCUUUCGCUUUUCCUUCUUCAUUUUCGUUUCAAGCUCGCAAUCUCUGCAGAGAUGGCAGGAAACGGAAGCGGACACGCGAACGGAGAGUUCAGUUUCGGGAAUGGAACGGCACGGAACGGUCUGGCUAAGAUCCAGACGCAUAAGAAGCAAAACGGGAUCUGCCACGAUGACAGUGCGCCCCCCGUGAAGGCUCAGACCAUUGAUGAGCUCCACUCACUGCAGAAAAAGAAGUCCGCACCCACUACCCCCAUUAAGGGGACCCAGGGUGCCUUUGCUAGCACCAUCUCCGACGAAGAGCGCCAGAAACAGCAGCUCCAGUCGAUCAGUGCAUCUUUGGCGUCACUUACGAGAGAAACUGGACCCAAGGUGGUGAAAGGUGACCCAGCUAGGAAGUCAGAGACCCCAAAGCACGUAGCACACGCCCAUGAACACCAUUUCACACCGACUAUCAGUGUCAGCGACAGUUCCUUGAAGUUCACUCAUUUCCUCUACAACCUCUCUCCUGCAGAGCUAUAUGAGCAGGCCAUAAAGUAUGAGAAAGGGUCAUUCAUCACAGAGACUGGUGCCUUAGCAACACUUUCUGGAGCUAAGACAGGUCGAUCUCCUAGAGAUAAGCGUGUUGUAAGGGAUGAGACAACUGAGGAUGAUCUUUGGUGGGGAAAGGGCUCACCAAACAUUGAAAUGGACGAGCACACAUUCAUGGUGAACAGGGAAAGAGCUGUCGAUUACUUAAAUUCUUUGGACAAGGUCUUUGUGAAUGAUCAAUUCUUGAAUUGGGACCCAGAGAACAAAAUUAAAGUCCGGAUUGUCUCUGCCAGAGCAUACCAUUCCUUGUUCAUGCACAACAUGUGUAUCCGACCCACUCCUGAAGAGCUGGAGAAUUUCGGUACUCCGGACUUCACUAUAUACAAUGCUGGCCAGUUCCCAUGUAAUCGUUACACUCACUACAUGACGUCCUCUACUAGCAUAGAUCUUAAUCUUGCUAGAAGGGAAAUGGUCAUCCUCGGCACCCAGUACGCCGGGGAAAUGAAGAAGGGUCUGUUCAGUGUUAUGCAUUAUCUCAUGCCUAAGCGUCAAAUCCUCUCCUUACAUUCUGGCUGCAAUAUGGGAAAAGAUGGAGAUGUUGCCCUCUUCUUUGGAUUGUCAGGUACUGGAAAGACAACUCUAUCUACGGAUCACAAUAGGUUGUUGAUUGGAGAUGAUGAACACUGUUGGAGUGAGAAUGGUGUGUCAAACAUUGAAGGCGGUUGCUAUGCCAAGUGCAUUGAUCUCUCAAGGGAGAAGGAGCCUGAUAUUUGGAAUGCCAUUAAAUUCGGGACAGUUCUGGAGAAUGUAGUGUUUGAUGAGCAUACCCGAGAGGUUGAUUAUUCUGACAAAUCAGUCACAGAAAACACUCGUGCUGCAUACCCAAUUGAGUAUAUCCCCAAUGCAAAGAUACCAUGUGUUGGUCCACAUCCAAAGAAUGUCAUACUAUUGGCAUGUGAUGCAUUUGGUGUCCUCCCACCAGUGAGCAAGCUGAGCUUGGCACAGACUAUGUACCAUUUCAUCAGUGGCUAUACUGCUCUGGUAGCAGGCACAGAAGAGGGUGUGAAGGAGCCACAGGCGACAUUCUCAGCUUGCUUUGGUGCAGCAUUCAUUAUGUUGCAUCCUACCAAGUAUGCAGCCAUGCUGGCUGAGAAGAUGAUGAAGCAUGGUGCCACAGGAUGGCUUGUCAACACUGGCUGGUCUGGUGGAAGCUACGGCUCGGGGAAUCGAAUUAAGCUUCCUUACACAAGGAAAAUCAUUGAUGCCAUACACUCUGGCAGCCUCCUGGAGGCAAACUACAAGAAAACCGAAGUGUUCGGACUUGAGAUCCCCACUGAAGUUGAGGGAGUGCCUUCCGAAAUUCUGGAACCAAUGAACACUUGGGCAGACAAGAAUGCUUACAAUGCUACACUGCUGAAGCUGGCUGGCCUGUUCAAGAAUAACUUUGAGACCUUCACUAACUACAAGAUUGGCAAGGACGGCAAGCUGACCGAGGAGAUCCUUGCUGCUGGUCCAAUCUUCUAAUCAUGAGCUGGACAAACAAACAAAACUGAUCCUGGGAGUUUGUGGUUGAUAGAAAUAAGGAUUAGUUAGGCUUAGAUGCAAUCAUGUGGUUCCAGUAAUUUACAUGUAAAAUGGUUUGCCUUAGUUCAUUUUGAAUUUUAUGUUACUUAAAUUAAGAUUUAUCCUUUUUAGAUAAGUCCAAGUAUUCCUAUGUUGGUCAAACUAUUGAUAGAAAAAAAAAUCUAUGAUUGUCAAAUUUUCCAACCAGAAAUGUGACUUAAUUUUGAGCA
This is a messenger RNA of Quercus robur (English oak), 2419 nucleotides long. Its product is annotated as phosphoenolpyruvate carboxykinase (ATP) 1-like. Lineage: Eukaryota; Viridiplantae; Streptophyta; Magnoliopsida; Fagales; Fagaceae. Bases 153 to 2150 code for a protein of 665 amino acids. The record is from RefSeq and is a predicted model, not a curated record. Gene Ontology annotation, molecular function: ATP binding; phosphoenolpyruvate carboxykinase (ATP) activity. The transcript has 13 exons. Gene Ontology annotation, cellular component: cytosol. Gene Ontology annotation, biological process: gluconeogenesis.